Ictalurus punctatus (channel catfish) is the source of this 2280-nucleotide messenger RNA. It is a transcript of the gene cfap54, whose product is annotated as cilia- and flagella-associated protein 54. NCBI's taxonomy places the organism in Eukaryota, Metazoa, Chordata, Actinopteri, Siluriformes, Ictaluridae. The coding region runs from base 117 to 2231 and encodes 704 amino acids. The transcript is spliced from 17 exons. Gene Ontology annotation, biological process: cilium assembly. The record is from RefSeq and is a predicted model, not a curated record.
CGUAUCUAUCUACUUCUUUUGCCGGUGCUUUGCCACAGCACCGCGCCUCCUCGUCUCUAUAGCAACAUUAAUAAACUUUUGCUCCUCGGUUAACUCGAUGCUUACUCGGAUACAAAAUGGAGCCUUUAACAGCUUCAUAUUAUGGAGCCUUAGAUAAGACUAACCCUGUCAUUUCUGCUUUUGAGAAGGAUUUGAGAGAGUUUAAAUCGUAUAUGAAAAGAAUUGGUGAUUCACUAACCUUCGACCACUUCUCUUAUUCAAGAGGGUCUUUGAAACUGUUUGACAUCUGGAAGAAAUAUGAACCUCGUCUCCCGAGCCCUUAUUACCAGGAGCAUGUGUUGGACAUCGCGGAUUUUCUUUUCGAGAAUAAAUUUUACAGAUUGGCACUGUGGCAGGGAUACACACGCUACCUACACCGAUUCUCUCCUGCUACCUUGGAGAACAUCAGAGAUGUGGAGCAGUUCAAGCAGACCUUCUUCUCACAUGGCUUUCAUGCUGCAGGCGCAAAGCUUACACUCCGGGCUCUGUAUGGGGAAUGCUUGUGUGCUUUUUACUUGGUACGCGAGAGGUGCAAGCAGCCAGAUUGCAUCGGGGUGCAGAAACUGCUAAGCAUUCUAGCGUUUUUGCGAAUCAUGAUGCAGGCCAUCCUGCCUCACGAGAGCCUGUCCUGGAUGGUGUACAAUGGUUCUUUAUACAUCUACAACAUAUGUAGGUUCUUGAUGUCCAUGAGUCACUCUGCACAGGCUCUGGAGUAUUUACUGUGGGCAUGUAUGUGUCUGGAGACAUCCAUCCCACUGCUAAUUCCCAGUUUCCUGCCCUGGAGAGCAACACUGUACUGUAGUGUUUGUGAAUGUUACUAUGAUGGCCAGGCUGCUGUGCAGGCAGAGAUGUUUGCUAGGCGAGCUCUUGGUAAAAUAGAUGAACUAGGGAAGCUGGAGAAGUUGAGUGGGUUCCCAUCAUCACCGGAGACAAAGCGAGCCUUUAAAGAUGCCACCAUCAAAGUUGCAGUCAUGGUGUUUAAACGCUCAGUGUAUGAAUCUCGGAGGAAACGUAAAGGAUUAAUCAGGUUAAAACAGAAGGGCAAUGUCAGGGAUGGCCAGAAUAAUCCAUGGCCACGUACAACAACUGAGCGCAUCCUGAUGGAGCUAUUUGAAGGAAAUGCUGCUCAGUUCCUGGCAGUGUUGGAGGCUCUGUGGGACAGUUCCCGCAGACCCCUGCAGACUGGCACACCGGAUGACCCUGAUUUACAGGAGGUGGCAUUUGAGCUUAUGUCAGCUGGCAUGAGCAUACUAUCCGGAAAUGGUGGCUCCUCCGAUCGAGUCCGCAAUGACAGCUUGCCUUUAUCUUUGAAUGCCCUCACUCCUACUUGCACCCUCAUGGAGAUGGCAAUAGCUGGGGAGAAUCAGAUUUCAGUGGAUGCUGCAGUGAAGUUUGUGAAGCUGUUGUUUAGAUAUGAACAGUGGGAUCUGUUUUGCAGCCUUUCAGACAACCUUGUGACAGUACUCUCUAGCCUGGAGGGACGUCUCUUCCGGAAGGCUGAGCUGGAGCUUACUCUGCUGGAGGCCAUGGAGCGUCUUGUGUCCACUCAAAGACUCCGGCUGGGGACCAGAGACCAUAUGUCUGAGAUUCAAACUGAUAAAGACCAAUCUUUGGGGCUAAUUAGCAUGACAGAUGAGCUCCUAAAUCUGGUCCAGACUCUGCAUGUAUGUGUGUGUGAGGCAGCUCAGGACAUCAGACCGGAUGAGGAUCUGGUGCUGGAUUUUGUACUGUUCCUCUGGGCGAAAUGUAAGAUUGUGUUUCAGAGAGCUCAGACCAGACACUAUGACCCAGUAUGCUACAUGGCCAAAAUGGCCUUUCCGGACAAGUGGGUCCAGACUCUGUUCCUUCUGUGUGAGGUGGCCUAUACGUGUCAGCUGGCUGAUAUAGACCCGGUGGCAGUGGCUGAGAUGACUCUUAGACUGGCCUCAGUGCUGGAGGGCCUUGAAGACUUGCCUCCACUGACCAUUCUAACUAAAGCCAGCAGUCUACGGUCCACCCCUGUAAAGAAAUCUACAGCCACACCUAGUAUGAACUCUCAAGCAGAGCAUCUUGAGGUGGUGUGGACUGUGCUGGAGAAAGGCCUGGAGUGUGUGUCAAGAGGCAGGACUGUAUGUCUCCCUCGUGAUGCGUCUGCCAUCUGUGACACUGUUUACUUACAGGUAGUACUGAACCACACAGUCCACUGUAGCUAGCAUCUCCAAUUAGUGUAGAGUUCACAUGAGAACAAGAACGAAAUAAAUA